AUGGUGCACAGCACAGCACAGCGCACAUCACCACGAUGUGCGCUGUGCUGUGCUGUAUUAAACGUUCCACUUGUCAAUAGCAACACAAUUCGGAACCCCUCGGAUCAACCAGCACCAGCAGCACUGUGUGCAUCUCCGCUCUGUAGCACACCUCUCCUCUCCAUUCUGCCUAGUUUGGCCAUUACUUGCCCAUUGUAG
This is a messenger RNA of Brugia malayi, 198 nucleotides long. RefSeq lists its product as uncharacterized. The transcript has a single exon. Lineage: Eukaryota; Metazoa; Nematoda; Chromadorea; Rhabditida; Onchocercidae. The coding region runs from base 1 to 198 and encodes 65 amino acids. The record is from RefSeq and is a predicted model, not a curated record.